Caenorhabditis angaria is the source of this 768-nucleotide messenger RNA. NCBI's taxonomy places the organism in Eukaryota, Metazoa, Nematoda, Chromadorea, Rhabditida, Rhabditidae. The record is from the annotation of a GenBank genome assembly.
AUGAUCUCACGUCUUAUCGCUUUUAUUUUAGUGCUAACUUUUGUGAUUGCUAGAUAUGAGGAUAGUAAGUCACUUGUCUAUUUACCUUUUUCGUUGAAUAAAAAAAUCGAUAGUGAUCAGAUCAAGAAAAUGACAUAUUUUUGAAGAAGAAGAAAAAAGUGCACUUGAUUUAUUAUGCAUGAGAAAAAAAUGAAUUUUAGAGUAUGACAGGUCAAAGAUGCCUUGGGAUUUAAGGCCAAUCGAUAGAUUCAUUGGGCUUUGGUCACUUCAGGGGUCAAAUGGAAGACAGCGAGAUUUACCGCCACCAACACAAAUCGAUUAUGCGAUCAAUCCGAUUCCAAAGUUCGGAGCAAGAGCCGUUAACGUUACGUGAGCAUAUAUUUUUUCCAAUAUUGAAAUUUAAGAAAAAAAUUGGAGUUUAGACAUACCUACUAUGAGAAUGGAAAUGUUGUUCGACAUGAUUAUGGAUUUAUGCCAGUCAAAAACGCAACUCGGCGCGAUCCACGUGUUCACGUUGCUUAUUUGACAACUUCGAGUCAAGGAUGGUCAAUGAUGGAACAAGGACAAGUGAAGGAUGGAAAAAUGACAUUCCAUCUCAAACAAUUCAUGAGAAGAAGUUUUGAUGUUGGAAAUCGUAAUGAUUUGGAGAUCAGAGAAUUCGAGAGACAAUUGGAGCUUCCUGAUUAUAACACAAUGAUUAUGAAAAUCCGCGCAGAAACUGCUUAUGAUACUGAAUCUUAUACAGCUACUUACAGAAGAAUUUAUUGA